CGGUGCCGGUGGUCAAUUGGUGGGGGACGGAGAGAGCAGAGCAAAGCAAGGCGACCUAGCGGCACAUAAAUUAUUACGAGCAAAAGAAAAUUAUAAGUGAUAUUUAUGAAUGAAGUCUCCCAUAAACGACGUCUUAUUUAUAAGUUGAAACAAAUAAAUAGUUUCUUGGGAUUUCAAGAUAUGCAUUUUGUGUUUUCUGUCUACUUAUUGGAGGCUGAAUGCUUCGUCCUAGGGUAUUGACGUUUAAUUUUACCUUCUGAUUGCUGUUUAUGUAGGCUAUUUGUGGGUGUGUAGUGAACUAAUAAAAACUAUUAGACAUAUAAGUGCAAAGUGAUAUUGUGAUACAUCAGUUAUGUGGUACAAACAGGCAUUGAUGUGGCAAACCGGAUUGCAUCAAGCUGGAGAAAACGUGACGCUAUUAUAAGAUGGGCGAGCGCGCGCGGAGAGCGUUCGGCGCGCCAGCGGCGUCGGGUGACAAGCGCGCCGAGCGACAGACAUCCAACGAGCACCGAUUGCUCCGAUUGGAUUAAAACGGGCGUACCCGGCUAGUAUGGAGGAGUGCAAGAAGAGAAACACAGGGACAAAAGUUUCAAAAAUUGCAAAUAUUUUCCAAGGAAUGCCAUCAAGAGAAGAAGAAGAAAUGCGUGGAAGUGAUGUAACUGUAGUGCGAACUGAGAGCCACCUGGCGCGGUUCCAUAAUGCCAGAGCUCUUUUUGAGAAACUUGGUGAAGAAAAUCGAGGUUUCCGGAUUGAGAAGUCGCCAUCAGCGGCGGCCAGUUUUGCCGGCACACGCGGCGUGACGCCGCCGGCGACAGCGCGGUCUCGGUCCAGCUCAGCCGGCUCCGUGAGCCCACCGCGGCGCAUCGUUACGCCGACUCCAUUAGCUGCCGCAGCUGUCAAUGGUGACCGCAUCGCUAAUGGCGCUUCACAACCACCACCGAAACCUGCAAAACCGAGCGUGUUGCCCAAACCUGAAAAGCCAGACAGGCGCUUUAACAAAGAGUUAAUAGAGAAACAGAGAAACUGGACGGCACAUUUUAAUAAAACGCGAUCAACGCGUUCGGAACAAGAGUCGAAAGUAGAGUCUAAAUAUCCCAGUGGUUAUCAGGAUCGAAAAUCUCAAGACGCAACCGAGAAAUAUGCGGUUACAUCCCGAGUAUAUUCUCCGCCGUUGUCCCCUGGUGCUGGUGAUUCACAAAUAGAACGUCCUACUACUCUUCCUUCUAGUUUAGUCAAUCGAAGUACAACUGGUCAAAAAUCUCCUAGUCCUGUAAAAACAAUACCUUCAGUCUCACCUUCUUCUAGAUCUAUAAGUUCAGUUUCACCCACCGUGAUUCCUUCGCCUGCUGUACGAAGGGAGAGUUCAAGUUCCUUUGUAACGACGACUUCCCAAACGCAGCCUCAAUAUGAAGAAAAAGUAGAAAGAAUAACACCAAAAACCCGGUGUUCAGUAUCACCUCAGAAUGAUUAUGAGGAUGUACCAAACGAAAGUGAAGAUGUCCCAACCGCAAAUGAAUAUACGCAAACUAUUAUAUCAAAUCAAUAUCAAGGAAUAACUUCGAAGCGAGCGUCUUCAGGCACUUCACCCACUCCUUUUGAUCCUGAACCUAGAAAGUCGCCGCCAUCACCUCCACCUAGAUCACCAAAGUCACCUUUACAACAAAUUAUACCUCACCAGGGAGACGAUUCAGUCGACACAGUUCGCGAACCGUCACUAUCACCUUUGCCCAAAGAUGAGUCAAAGUUUACGUCCGAUGAACCUGAUCAUUUAGCCAAUGAGAGACUUUUUAAGCGACCGAAAUCUCCUACCUCCCCAAGAAUUAUUGAUGAAAUCGAUAAAAGAAGUAUCAGUACUCAGGGUUCACCUGAUCUUCAAAAUACAGAACUUUAUGAUGUUGUUAAAGUUCCAUCGAAACCAAUAGAACCACAGACUGAUACUACGAGUUUGGAAGAAGACGGCUACGAAACAGUAAAUUAUGAUGAGCAUUGGGAGGAGAAAACCAAGAGACGGACUUCAACGCCCGAGUCUCCGGCAGGGGCAGUGGAGACUAACGUCGUGGAGUCGCGGUCGCCUCUUGCUUCUCCGCUGGCAUCACCCGUACACAAUCAAGCCUAUUCUUCACUACCACCGUCGGAUCACACAUCAUCUUCGCCAGUGGGCGGAGGGCGCAAGUCAUCCGAGACAGAGGAGACGCCUCGUCGUACAGGAUCGGAGGCUUCGAGCGUGUCUGAUGAAGGGGGUUUCAACGAGCCGUCGCCGGAGGUGGUGGCGCGGCUGCGGCCGGCGGACUACCGCUCGCCGCCGGCGCUCACGCUCGAACACCGCGACCACGAGCGCGCGCGCUCUGACCCCGACACGCUCUCCGUGCUGCAGCAGGACUCUGGUGUAGUAGUGAGUGAGGCUAGCCAAGGCUCCAUCGAGGUACUGGACAAGUCUACCACCAGCCAAUGGAGCGUGUCGGAGACCGAACCGGCCGACGACGACAACAAGCAGCCCGAUAGCAUGACGCCAGACGAGGCUGAGAUACUGCUUAGCUCCAGUAUACUGGAGAAAAAACUUAGGCAAGAAGCCCUGCUGUCGGACGAACAAGCGCAGGAGAUCGUGGCUAUGUUGUCGCCGCACGCGCUGCCUCACGACAAUGGAGUCUCGCUCAACGAUAGCUACCAGUCCGUACUCUCGUACGAGAGUAUGCAGUCAGUGGAUGAAAGCUACGAAUUUGUCUCGCUGGAAGCGGACAACGGUAUGGCGGGCGGCGAUCGCCGGAUGCCGCACGAGGCGGAGCCGAAUCUGGAACCGGAACCGCAGCCGGCGCCCGAUCCCGGUGCCGAAUCAGAAACAGUGUUCGACUACUACCCGCCCCGCGCGCUCCGGGAGCUCGGAGAGGAAAAUGGCAUUCAUUACUUCGAAGACGGACAUUUUUAUACUGAGAUGGCCGGUCUACCACCGAUUGAGGAAGAUGAAGACGACGACUAUUACCCUACAGUAUUUGUUAAGAAAAACACUAAAGUUAAGUUUAGCACGGGCCCGAUGCGCGUAUUCUCGACGCACUCUAUCAACGAGUACGACCGCCGUAAUGAGGACGUUGACCCCGUAGCCGCGUCCGCCGAGUACGAGCUGGAGAAGAGAGUGGAGAAGAUGCACGUGUUCCCCGUCGACCUCGUCAAGGGCCAGGACGGACUAGGGCUCUCCAUCAUUGGUAUGGGCGUAGGCGCAGACGCGGGUCUUGAGAAGCUGGGCAUCUUCGUGAAGACGAUCACUGAGAGCGGUGCGGCCGCGCGCGACGGCCGGAUACAGGUCAAUGACCAGAUCAUCGAGGUGGAUGGCAAGAGUUUGGUGGGUGUGACACAAGCAUACGCGGCGUCGGUCCUCCGCAACACGUCGGGGCCCGUGAAGUUCCUCAUCGGCCGGGAGAAGGACCCUGAGAACAGCGAAGUGGCGCAUCUCAUCAGACAGUCGCUUAUAGCUGACAAGGAGAGGGAAGAACGAGCGUCGCGCGCGCGGCGCCAACAAACCUCAGACGACGAGUCCGCGCAGCCGCCGCCCGCGCAGCCGCGGCAUCCCGACAUCAACGAGCUGCGGGCGUUGCUGCACGAGCUGGUGGGCAUGGAGGCCGGCGGCGGCAGCGCGGAGGAGAUCAGUGCGCGUGCGCACGCGUGGUGCGCGUCGCGCGCGCCCGACGACCAGCUGCGGCAAGCGGUCACCGCCGCCGCGCACACCGCGCAGCGCGCGCAGCGGAAGUACGACAAGGCGCGUCGAGCUCUUCGUUCGUGGCGUCGCACUCGCGCGCUGGUGCGGGCGCGGGAGGAGUGGUGGAGUUCUACUCUCAAAGACGCUCACAGGGAAUACGCCAGUGCGUUGUCCGCCUUGCACGACCGCGUCGCCAGGCUGGAAGUGCUGCUGCUGGAGACGCAGAAGAAGGCGGGGCUGCCGGUGAUGCUGCCGCACGAGCCGUCGGCGCGCCGCGAGACGCCGCCGCUGCCGCGCCGCCCCGACCCCGACCCGCUGCUCAUCAACGAUCCGUGGAGCUCCGACAGCGAUCUCUCAGAUUUAUCGCCCGUGGAGGACGAAUACGCGAAGGUUGAUAAAUCUGAUCGCCGUCGAGAGGCGCCCGACAUCGGCGACGUCACCGCCACCACUGACGCUAACACCGACGUGACUACCACUGUCGUCAAUGCUGUCAAGCAGCAGCCAGUAGUAAGCGCAAGCAACGUGCACGUGACGUACGCAGUUCCAACGCCUACACAUCACUCGCCGGCAGUGACGUCAUCGCCCGCUGUGACAUCUUCGUCUGUGACGUCAGCGUCUAUUGUGACUUCACAAGUUACUACUACGCCGCCAGUUACCGCGCCCUCUGAAAAACUCACGUCAUCAAUCCCAGAGCCGCAGCCGCAGCCGCAGCAGCAGCAGCAGCAGCAGCAGCAAGCGCUGGCUGCGUCGCGCGAGUCUGUGUCGACCGUAGCGUCGCGGGAGCUGGACGCGGCCGUGCCGCGCGGCGCGCUGCUGGACACGUCGCUGCUGCGCGCGCGCACCGACCUCGCCCGCCAUCGCCACCACGCGCCGCACUCCUCGCCGCACUCCCCGCACUCGCUCAGCAACGCCAGCUCGUACGACGGGCUCGACGAUUCCUACAAUGAUUCAGCGGACGAAUCACUUAGCGAGUCUACGUCGGGUGCGCCGCCCCAUACUGGACACAGCACACGGGACACUCGUCAGAGCUGCGGCAGCUCGGUCGGCAGCGGCACCGACGACGGCUACUCCCGCGACCACAGACACCACCCGCUCUCAGGUCCGCCGGCGUCGCUGGCGGAGCAGCUGAAGCUGGUGCUGGCGGAGCGCGAGCGGCGGCUGGCGGCGCCCGACGCCGUGCAGCUCACCAACGACCUCGUGGACGAGAUCCGCCAGGCCGUCAGCGAGGCCAACGCCAGAGUGAAGAAAGCUCCGGCUUGCGUAGUCGCCGGCGAGGUGCCGUGGCAGCCGCUGUCGGCCGCCGUCAGCGAGGCCAGCCUCUCGCCGCAGCCCGAACAGCGCGUCAACCAAUGGACUAAGCAGCAGGUGUGGCAAUGGGUAUCCAGCCUAGGCGAGGGCCUGGAGCGGCACGCGGGCGCGUUCGCGGCGCGCGGCGUGGACGGCGCGCUGUUGCUGGCGCUGAGCUCCGCCGACCUCAAGCUGCUGGGGCUGGGCGGCGACGACCGCCGCCGCAUGAAGCGCCGUCUCAAGGAGCUCCGCGCCGCGCACGAGAAACACCUCAAAGCACUCAAAAAAGCUGAGAAAAAAGCCAAGAAGAAGUAAUACUCCUCGAACGAGCGGGUCCGAAGUGCGAGUUGCGAACAUUUCCUCUUUCAAACAACGAGCGGCCAUUAUGGAUAUUUAUUUCUUUAAAAAUCUCUAGUUAUUCUAGUUUGCUAGUGAAAUUAUAUAAUUAUAUCGUAAUUCCAACGGUUGGUGGAUCCGUCCGGGUCAUGUCAUACUAAGCGAUUUCUUAGGGCGCGACGACGUCGAUUCUUGAUUUUUUUUUAAACAUCGACGCCUGCUUGUGACUACAUUGUACAUCUACUUUAAAAUUUUCUUAUUUGUUUUGUGCAUAAGACACUCGUUAUUUUUUUAUUAGAAACUACACUUAAGACUGAUAUCAUGGAUUCUGUCCCUUUCUUAAUUUCUAUACUUAUCGGAUUAUGCGAUGUAGUUACGUCCUAAGUUAAUACUGAUGCUGAGAUCCGCUGAGGAGGCGUGGGGCGACGUGAGCUGUGUCCGAUAGCGUACAUAGUGCCAUCUGACUAUAGCUUAGAGAAUAGUGACAUUAGUGCUGCUUCGAACGAAGAAACGAAUAAUAUUAAUCGAAAAUUAGACUUAAGUGAAUAUGGAACAGGUCAAGUAGAACUCAUUUAUCUAGACUGUCUAUUCUAAUCCUAUUUAUUCCGUAUUCUUAACUUAUAUUUCGUUAAAAUUCGUAAUUUCUUGAUUGUUCCUAUAUUUUGUAUUAAUUGUGUCAGUUUUUCUUCAAGUUCUAUUUUGAAGUGAUGGACUGUUGGAAAAACACUGGCUCAAUCUAGUCAUAAGAUGAAUUGUACGCUGUUUGGGAGUCGGAGAACACCUAACAUUUUUCUUAGAAAAUUUCGUAUACUUGGUAAGAUAGGAUAUAACUUUCAUGUAACUAUUGUCAGCUAUGUAUUAAAUGACAAGAUUAUAAUGCGAUAAUUUAUUUUAGAUCGGUAAUAAUGAUACAAUGUAAAUUGAUUUUGGUUACUUUGGCAUUUAUUUUUGAGGUUUAAUGCACAAAAUGUACUUAGUGUAAUAUGUGGACGAUUGUGCAUCGCCAGUCAGUUAGUACUUUAAAAAAUAGCGAUUAAAGUUUGAUAAAGCAUGUGAUCUCAUUUCACGUAUGAGUAUAGAUCGUAUCUUUCACCGCGUCACAGUAUUUACCCCGUAAUUGUCGCAGCUGUUGUCUUAUGAAAUGCAAUCUACAUUAUCUGCACUAUUUAAUAUUAUACAUUCCAGUAAGUUGAUGAUUCUUGAUUGUUUCAAUGUGUGGUUUUCUAUGAUUUAGAGAUGCUUUGUAGUUUUCCUUAGGCAACACGUAAAUAUGGUUUAUCUAAGUGUUAUUCUGUGUUUCUUAUGUGCAUGCGAAUGGAAUAUCUGGUUCUUUAUUGCCCUGUACCAUGUAAAUAUUUUCAAAUGAGUGGACGAACUAGGGAAAUGCUCGAAAUCAAUGUAUGACUGGUGUACACUGUACAUUUACAAUAUUUAUUUCGAUUAAGAAUAACAUUUAAUGUAAGUAGAAUCCAUUAACCAUUGCCAAAAUUGAACAGUACUUUUAUUUAAUAUUGUUGAUUUUUGUUUAAUUUACAUUUUCCUUAAAUUAUUUUAUAUUUAUUUUGGGACCAAAUUAAUUUGUUAUGAACUUACUUAUUUUUAUGUAUUUGGGUGAGCGUUUAAGAAAGAUUUUUUAUUUAUAUUUUAAUAAACAAACCAAAGUCAAGCAUCACAUUGUUUUUUACUGUUAUUUUGUGUGUGGUAUCUUGUAUAUGAUGUGAGAUAUUGAUAAAAUAUAAUCUGCCGUGUA
Molecule: messenger RNA, 7061 nt
Organism: Plodia interpunctella (Indianmeal moth)
Lineage: Eukaryota; Metazoa; Arthropoda; Insecta; Lepidoptera; Pyralidae
Gene: Spn
Product: Spinophilin
Exons: 24
Coding region: 551-5290 (1579 amino acids)
Biological process (GO): actin filament organization; calcium-mediated signaling; neuron projection development
Cellular component (GO): dendrite; postsynaptic density; cytoplasm
Molecular function (GO): actin filament binding
Source: RefSeq, a predicted model, not a curated record